This is a messenger RNA of Paecilomyces variotii, 1507 nucleotides long. Its product is annotated as endonuclease/exonuclease/phosphatase family protein. The transcript has a single exon. NCBI's taxonomy places the organism in Eukaryota, Fungi, Ascomycota, Eurotiomycetes, Eurotiales, Thermoascaceae. Gene Ontology annotation, molecular function: 3'-5'-RNA exonuclease activity. The coding region runs from base 126 to 1025 and encodes 299 amino acids. The record is from RefSeq and is a predicted model, not a curated record.
GGAUUUAUUAUUAUCAUUCGUCGUCCCGCGCGCAACGUCAUGGGCCUCGUCCGUGGUUCUUUUACUUUUACGAGUAUCUAGAGAGCUUUCUGGGUCUGUUGCCAGUCUGUUAGCUUAGCUUAGACAUGUUGCCUGUCCGCGUCCUCACUCACAACAUCCGUUACGCGACUUCGUCUCCGUUCAAGGGCGAGAAGCCCUGGCCGCAGCGUAAACAGCUGCUCCUCAACGAGCUGCUCUAUAAUACACAGUAUCAUCACGAGUCGUUUAUCUGCUUACAAGAGGUCCUCCAUGGGCAAUUGCUGGACGUUCUCUGCGGGCUCAACAAAGCGUCUGGCACCAACACUACCGCGGAUCCAGAGUGGGCGUACAUAGGAGUCGGAAGGGACGAUGGCAAAGAGGCUGGAGAGUACUCCCCAAUCAUCUACCGUCCAGCGGUCUGGCAGCUAUUGCAUUGGGAAACCGUCUGGUUGUCCGAAACGCCGACGGUGCCAUCAAAGGGAUGGGAUGCGGCCUCCAUACGUAUUGUGACUAUCGGCGUCUUCAAACAUCAUGCCAGUCAGAAGACGAUUCUGGCCUUGAAUACUCACCUUGACGACCAGGGAUCCAAAUCACGAGCGGAAUCCGCGCGUAUUAUCUUGAGCAAGAUCCACGAGUACCGCACCGGCCCAUACGUAGAUGUACUCUCGGGGAUCUUCCUCUCUGGGGACUUUAACAGCAAGGAAACCCAGGAAGCUUACACAGCGUUGACGGCGGACACGUCACCUCUCGUGGAUAGCCAGAGACUUAUAGACCCAGCAAAGCGGUAUGGCAAUGAGAAUACCUUCACGGGGUUUGGCUAUGAAGGCGUACCGCCAACGCGCAUUGACUAUAUCCUGCUGGGACCGACGCAUAAAACGGAGAAUACCGGUCAGGCUUUAUCUCUGCCAUGGACGGCCACGGCGUAUGCUGUUUUACCAAACAAAUUCGACGACGGGGUCUAUAAUUCGGACCAUCGAGCUGUUGUCGUCGAUGCGGUGUUGAGCUAAGUGUCGUCGAUGUUUUAAACAUCCUGGCAGUUAAGAUCCAGCAGGUCUGUCGCGAGUUCUGUUUGUCUUUUGCGCAAGCUGUUAAUCUUAUGACUAGUUACAUCAUUGGUGUCUUUGAUAAGGUUGGAAUAGCAUGUAGUGAUAAUAAUAUCCCCUAGACCUGCCUAGUCAGUCAGUCAACGCUCGCAUGUGCAGUGAAAUGGUAGAAUCGAAUGAGCAGUGUCUAAAUUGAAAACAAGGGAAAUCCAAACCUUGCUGUCAAUAGCGUAGCAGUGAGAUGUGGUUCCGAAAUAUAUAGUUAUACUUUUUCCACGACAGAAUGAAUGUGCUUAAGCCGCUUUAACGUCGACGCCCUGUACGAGCUGUCUCUCUCUUCCUAGUAUCUAAGCCUUGGUUAUAAUAGUAACACCAACUAACUAUUAUCCCAAACAAGGACGAUAGAUCAUCUAUCUAAUAAUUGAUCUAAUUGAAUUAUUUCGCUA